GCUUAUUUUAAUUUUCUUAUUCUCCUAUAUGCCAUCAACGCCAAGUACUUCUAUUGCUCCACUAACUAGUCAAUAUAGCUAUCAAUAUAAUUAUUACGGAUCUUAUGGCACAGGUCCCGGUGAUUCUCAACACCGUCAAUUACACAGAAUUUGGGAAACGGAUGAAGAAGGGGAAUUAUUGGUUAAUAAAAAUGUUUCAAAUGAUCCACCACCAACAACAAAUUUAUCAGAACAACAAUAUAUGUUUUUAGAUGUUUAUUUACCUAAUGGUUUGUUAUUACCUAUACAAUGCCAAACACAUAGAACUAUUGCUUUGUUAAAACAAGAUGUGUUCUUUCAGGCUAGAAAGUAUCCUUUGGGCGCUUCUCUCUCGGAUAUUUCCAACUACAUUUUUAUGACUAUUGGUCUAGAUGGUGCGCAUAUUCAGUUAUAUGAUGAACAAAAGCCAGUAUCAAGUCUUCAAAAUCUGUUCCUUCCUCUUUUGGUAUUGGUCGAACCAGAAGGGAAUAAAAUGGAAAAAGAAUUAAAUCAACAAAUUGGCUAUAUAAUGGGCAUUACUUUAAUGGAACUUGAAAGAAAACUUGACAAAGAACUUCAAAACUUUCGAUUAAAGUUAUUCGAAACUUGUUUGGAGGCUGAACAGGAACGAGGAACUUACCAAUUUUUACAUUAUGCAUUUCCUGAAGGGCCACUUUUGCAACAACAAUUACAUCCUGGAGCUAAUUCUUCACAAUUUGGAACAAUUGAUCCGUCCGAUCACCCACUCGAAAUUGAGAGGAGAGCAUUGGAGAAAUUAAGACAAAAAAUGCAAUCAUCUGAUGCUUAUGUUGAGAUUUGGUAUGGAAUACCUUCAACCAAAAAUUCUCAGGAAAAUCAAAAAGAAGUAGAUUUUGAAUAUUCUGUUCGUAUUCGCAAUAUUUUGGGGGCAACACCAGAAGAUGUUUUGAGAGCUGCAUUAAAUGAAUUUAGAACACAAUAUUCUUUAGAUAUUAGACAACCACAUACAGAAUUUAUAUUGCAAAUAGCUGGACAGCAAGUUUAUGUUACUAGACCGGAUGUUCCUUUAACGCAAUUUGUGUAUAUUCGUUCAUGUUUUGAAAACUAUCGAAUUCCAAGACUAAUAAUCAGAGAGAAAAGGCUUGUUUUUAUGGACUACCCGCCACCUCCCAAAAUAUUUGAGCCUUCCUAUGUCCGUCGUGAAGUGCAUAAUCAAUAUUUAACAAAUGAAACUUUAGCAAACGGCACCUCGACAGUUUCUGACGGUACUUCUCAAUCAUCUAGUGGAGACGCUAAACAAAAACUGAAAAAACUUUUUUGGGAUCUGGAUGAAAAUUUGAGUCGGGAUCAUUUAUUUGUACGUGUUGCUGUGGCUGUUGGUAGACAUGUUCUUGAUGUAAAAGAUUCAAUUACAGUGACAUCCUCAAAUCCACGAUGGGGACAGGAGACAUUUAUUGACUUUGACAUUUAUCUGAAAGACUUACCAGAAUCAGCUCAACUCUGUUUUUCAUUAAUAUCAAUUCACAAUCCAAAUAGCUCUUCAUCAGAUAUUUCAAAAAUUAAUACUAAACAACAACAAAGGUCAGGAACUCCUACAUUAAACACAGUUUCAACUUCAAUUAAUUGUGAAUUAAAUUCUUUGGGUUAUGCUAAUUUACAUAUUUUUGAUUGGCGAAGUCGCCUUAUUCAAGGAAAACAGACACUAUUUUUGCGUCCAUAUGAAAAGACUCGUUCUUCCAUUUCUUCUCCUCAAUUUGUCCAUCUAGAUAAUGAGUAUGGGGAUGCUCUUUCAACUGUAACAUCGAGGACUCCUCGUCUGGAAAUUGAAAUGCCGGAGUAUUUUGGCGGUUCUACAAUUAUUGAGUAUCCUCCAGAUUUGGUUAUUCAACGUUAUAUUUGUUGGUUAAAACAACACAGGCGAAAAAGAAAGUCUGAUGAAUUAAAUAACAAUGGAUCGAUUGAUAAAUAUAAUUCUGAAGAUGAUUUGGAUGAUAGUGACGAUAAUGUUGAAACAGAUGAAGAUGUGGAAUAUGGUGAUGAAUAUGGCAUUAAUAAAUUAAGAAAGAUGACAUUGGCACAAAAGCCGUUAAUGACGCAAGGCGAUGAACUAGAACAUCUUCUUCGUCUAGGCCGUUCAUUAGAUUCAACUUUACUUACCUCAAUAGAUCAACGCUUCCUUUGGCAUCGGCGCCGUCUUAUUUGUCAUCAUUUUCCGCAAAUGCUUCCUGUACUAGCUGAUUGCGCUAUUAUUUGGCGAACUCGUGAAAAUACUAGUGAAUUUUAUAGAUUGCUAGCUAAAUGGCCUCCACUCUAUGUAGAUACAGCAAUCGAAUUGCUGGAUGGAAGAUAUGUUGAUAGACGACUGCGAACUUUAGCAGUGAAACAUUUAGAUGAUGCUUUGGAUGAUGAUCAAUUGCAACUUUAUUUGUUGAUUUUGGUUCAGGUUUUCUUAAAUUUAUUGCUUUUGUUACCAGUGCUUCGAAAUUUCAAAUUUGCUCGUACUCGUACUCGUACUUCGUACCACCUCUUUUUUUGGCCUCGUACUCGUACUCGUACCUCGUACCACCCUUAUUUUUUUGCUCGUACUCGUACUCGUACCUCGUACCACCCCUAUUUUUGGCCUCGUACCUCGUACUCGUACCUCGUACUUACUCGUACUUGA
Molecule: messenger RNA, 2659 nt
Organism: Meloidogyne enterolobii
Lineage: Eukaryota; Metazoa; Nematoda; Chromadorea; Rhabditida; Meloidogynidae
Source: the annotation of a GenBank genome assembly